AUGUCUCGCGUCCUGCGUAUUCACAACAUCGCAGAGAUUGUGGAUACGGACUCGCUGCGGCUGACCAACAUCAAAGGCCUGACCCUCACUCUCGAGUCAUUGGCAUCAUCGCCUCCCCAGGACGCUGAAACUCAACAGCGCUUGUAUAAUGCAACGCAGAAGGUCAACUUGGCGGUGGAAGCUCCCUUGGACACGAUCUACAGGGUGAUAUACUCGCCCAUGCUUCUGAGCAGCGCCCAGACCGCGACAUACAUGAAAAUAUUCAGCACACUGGCUGAGAAAAGCGAACCAUGUACAGUUGCUGAGCUAGCCAAACCCACGAAUGCCGACAUUGUCUUCACCGAGGUAUCGGAAGACACAUUUGAAGCCAACAGGCUCACCAAGACUUUGAGCGUCAAUGGCUAUCGCGCAGGGAUGAACCAGACAUAUCACAUAAUUGCCCCCGCCGUCAUCAAAGCUCCCGAGUUCUUCAAAGACACCAGCUUCCAAAAUCCAGACAACGUCGUCAAGACGCCAUUCCAGAUCGCCAACAACACGGACCGUCCCGCGUUCGAGUGGGCGCACCAGCACCGCCCCGACCUCAUCGCUGACUUCGGUCUGUGGAUGACGGCACUGCGCGGCCGAAACACCUGGCUGGAUGCGCUCGAUUUUGAGAACCUCAUAAAGAGCAACGGCAACGGCGCCUUCAUAAAUGCAAAGACGCCCGUUUUUGUCGACGUGGGUGGUGGUAUUGGCAGCCAGUGUGCGCUCUUCAAAAGCAGGUUGUCCCACAUACCAGGACGGGUGAUCUUGCAGGACCUCCCAGUCGUUAUCCAGCAUGCGCUCCCCACCGAGGGCGUGGAGAAUACGGCUCAUGACUUUUGGGGCCAGCAACCGAUUAAAGGAGCAAGUGCAUAUUAUCUGCGGACUGUCCUCCACGACUAUCCCGAUGAGAAAUGUCUGACCAUCUUGAAGAACGUAAUUGCAGCUAUGGGCCCGAAUUCUUUCAUCCUUAUCGACGACAUCAUCAUUCCUGAUAAGGGAGCACACCCGCGUACGACCGAGAUGGACUAUAUCAUGAUGACAACCCUCGCUGCCAUGGAGAGGACUCGGAAGCAGUGGGAUGAUCUUUUGUCUGCAGCUGGCUUGGAGGUUGUUCAAAGAGUGACAUACCUGGAGGACACGGCGGAAAGCAUUCAAGUCGUUGUACCGAAAGGUCGUAAAGAGACGUGA
Molecule: messenger RNA, 1212 nt
Organism: Diaporthe amygdali
Lineage: Eukaryota; Fungi; Ascomycota; Sordariomycetes; Diaporthales; Diaporthaceae
Product: O-methyltransferase
Exons: 7
Coding region: 1-1212 (403 amino acids)
Molecular function (GO): O-methyltransferase activity
Source: RefSeq, a predicted model, not a curated record